AUGACAUCGGAGGAGGAGGCAGCAAGGUCGGAAGCAGAAAUCAUUGAAGGAAUUACACAAAACUAUGAAAGGGAAGAAUCAGGAGCGGACACAGAACUUCCAUUCGACGAUUGCAAAGAAAAUUCCGAUAAUCAGCAACUCGGCUGCAGCCAGGUCAUGAGUUCCAGGCCUCUAACAUCGCGAAAGCCAAGAAUGCCAUCAUUUUAUCCUUCAUACUUCCCGUACCAUGCUCAGCACUCCAUUCUUUCGACAGUGCAGCGCGUUUUGGAGGAAUCCUGCUUUGAAUUUGCACAAAAAUGGUUCCCCAUGGACAUUAAAGAGCACGAUUGGGACUGCGCCGAGGCUGUCGAACUUACAAAAUGGACGAGGUUGAUCCAGAAACGGAGCUCAGAGCUUCCUUGCGGCAGUCUACUAUUGAGCGGCUCAGAGCUUAGCAUCGCGUUAUCGGCCGUUCAUAAAAUCCGCCACACUGCUGUCCAUAGAUUAUUGACUACAGCACGAGGCAUAGAUACGCUUGUGCUCUCUGCCAUGCGUGUGACUGGGAUUUUACAGGAUACGCUACGCACUUCCCAGUUAGAGGAUCUUCAUUUGGAUCUAGUGAGUAAAAUUGAAACAAUGGAGCUUCAGAAAAAGGCUCUCGAUAGUUCCCUUGCACAAGAUCUGGAAGAUGUACGGCUACAGAAAGAGCAACUGGAGCAAAAGGAAGAGGCUCUCAGGGAGAGAGCUGUGAGCAAUGAUCAGGACAUGAAAUCCUUGAUGGGCAUUUUGAUAGCAGAAACAGUGGAAAAGGUGUUCAGUCAUGACUACAAGGAUCAAUGGGAAGCCGAAAUGUUGGGGUUCGCUACUGCUGACGAGGGUGACGAUAGUUCAAAUUAG
Messenger RNA from Penicillium nucicola, 876 nucleotides. RefSeq lists its product as uncharacterized. The coding region runs from base 1 to 876 and encodes 291 amino acids. The record is from RefSeq and is a predicted model, not a curated record. The transcript has a single exon. NCBI's taxonomy places the organism in Eukaryota, Fungi, Ascomycota, Eurotiomycetes, Eurotiales, Aspergillaceae.